UCCAUUCCGUUAUUUAAUCUUCUCGUUAUACCGGUACUACUCAAGGACAGAUUCAUUUAUUUGCGGUCUAAUUCACGAAUUAGAUGUGAAUGUUAUUUAUGGCACUGUGGGCGCGAACGUGGAAUAGCCUGUAUCUGCACGCGUGCCUCUGCACGUCGCCAACGAACUUCUCUCAUUCACGCGUGUACACGCGCCCACGCACGAACGCGUCUACCGCCCACGAAGACGACGGGAAAAUAUAUUGUACGUUGCUCUUCGUCGGAGCACAACAUAACUACAACGAUGUAACAAUUGUUGAGCGCGCCCAACAAUUACGCUGUAAAGACAAAGUGGGAAUUCAGCAUCUUUUAUCUUUUCUCCCUUCCCUUUUUUUAUCUCCUUUGCUUUUCUCUUUUUUCGCUUAAAUCCUUCCUUUCCUAAUUUUUUUCUCCACUUUUACCUUCUCUCCUGACCUUCUUUUCCUUUUUUUUUUUCAUUUUUUUCUUCCUCUUCGUUUAUACUUCCGUUGGUGUGCGUUUCCAUUCUCUUUUUCCCCCAUUGACCUCGCGUGCAUUUCGAUGAGAAGAAAGAGAGCAACUCCAACGGGACCGUCGGUCUUUACGCCAUUGAAUGAGAGACGAUCAGUCGUGGUGCAGGUGCCAGAAAGAGUACGCACAUUAGCGAAUGAUCGUUGGACAAGGACGAGCGUAGCGGUCGCGGGAGUGGGCAGGAAACGGUUCGGUUCGGACUAUGUAAGACGACGAGGCGGCGGCCGAGGGGUCCGAUCGAGUCGAGUUUCCAUCGAGACCGGAGUAGUGUCCGAUCGGCCGUCGCGGCGCGUGGAGCUUUACGCCGUUUGUAAUUCGUUUGUGUCGUUCAAAAUCGUAGGAUACGACUGAUCAGCGGAGAACCCGAUCAGGUUCAGUCCGAAGUCUUGCUCCGGGUAGAUCACCGCGAACGUCUCGAUUAUCCACGCGAGAGAGUCUUCAUGAAUUGGAGAACGGGACAUCCUCGAUAAAAAGUGCAGGAUUGAGAUGAAUCCCAUCGCCGACAGGAACACGCGAGAAGUAGUGAAGUGGUGACGACGUAAAUUCUACCGCGACGUCGGUGUCUUGCGCGGAUUUCACUCCCGAUAUUUUGUUCGCGUGUGCUUGACGUGACCGUUUCGGUGAUCGAUCUUACUGGCGUAAAAUCUUCUCGAGAAGGAAGAAGAGAAAAAAUAAAGAUCGAAGCUCCUUUCCUCGUCAUAUUGUUAUCGGUAUUAAUUUAACGACAUACGAAAUGGAGGACACGACGUCCGGACAAGAUCCGUCCAAUAUCCUUCUGAUAUCAAAGAUCGGCGCGAUGGUCGGUCUUGGCUUUGGUUCCCUCGCAUUGGGAACGCUGCCAUUGAUGGUGGGACGUUACAGAGCCAAGAAACAACUUCAGAAACGUCAGCAGGCGAUGUCUUCCAAUUCUAGCACUUCCACGUCCACUUCAACAUCCGACGCUUCCUCGCCGCACGUUGAUUCGGCCUCCGCGGCGAAUAAGCAAGGUCUCUUGACGUCACUCUUGCUCUGCUUCGGCGGUGGCGUGCUCCUGUUCACGACGUUCAUACAUCUGGCACCGGAAGUUCGCGCUAGCGUAGAGACACAUCAGUCGAAUAAACAACUGCCCGAUUUGGGUUCCCUCGGUCUGGCUGAGCUGCUUUUCUGCGGUGGUUUCUUCCUCGUUUAUUUGGUCGAGGAAGCUGUGCAUGCCGCCCUUACUGGCAAACCCGAGUCUUCGGAAGCAUUACUUUACCGAACAGUGUCGGUGCGCAGAUGCAACAACAAUCAGACAGGUCCAUCAAGUUCGUCGGUGAUGUCGAAUGGCUCGAUCACCACCGUGUCCACGACGACCAAGUCCACCGCGUGGAAAGACACCAAUGAUGCCGAGGACAGUAAAGAUCCGGCAAACCGGCUGAAACUCCAGCUCAAUGAUUCUCGCGAUCAAGCAGGCAAGGACGACAAAGUGUUGCCGCCUAUAUUCGUCCUGCCUGUCGCGUUAUCGAACGAAGAACAUAAGGUUGUUCGGAGACAUUCUGAUCUAGAAUUAGCAAUUCCGGAACUAAACUACUCGAUCAAUCAUCAUCAUUCCCAUGACCAUCAUCAUCAGCAUGGUACGAUGCAAAACACCUCAAUACAAGGACUACUGACUGUGCUCGCGUUAUCCUUUCACGCGAUAUUCGAAGGUUUAGCGGUGGGUCUGGAACCAUCUAUUAGUUCGGUCGCAUAUCUGGCAGCUGCUAUCGCGACCCACAAACUGGUGAUUGCCUUCUGCGUCGGAAUGGAGCUCUACGUGGCUGGCGCGUCGACCAAGACCACCCUUGGCUAUCUGUUAAUCUUUGCCAUGGUUACGCCGAUCGGGAUCGCCGUGGGACUCGUUCUCGCUCAUUUCAAGAACGACAGCGAUAAUUUAGGACCCACACCUACCAUACUCCAGGGCAUGGCAGCUGGUACCCUACUUUACGUGGUAUUCUUUGAGGUGCUGGCGCGAGAGAGGGCAAACGAGAAGAGCGGCUUGCUGCAACUAGUCGCUAUCAUUAUUGGCUUCACGCUGAUGCUGGGUCUACAGAUCGCCACUGCCCAUUCCCACUCACAUGAUGGCAGUGGUCACGGACAUUCACAUGGUGGCCAUGGACACUCGCAUGAUUGCCAUUCCAACCAUACGGAGAUAGAAGAGGAACAUGAUCAUGAUCAUGAUCACAAUCACAAGCAUGACGUAGUCACAGGGAUGAUCGACAAAGUAACCGACAGCAUUGCCGAGGUCCUCUCUAAUGCCCUUUCGUCCUCGACGACACCGUCGACGAUGGUACAGAGGAAUAAUAUAAACGAGACCAGUCCAUUACAUCCUCAGCGCAGUUAGGGGACCGAUCUUUAGGUUCCCGUACGUUCCAAUCUCUACGACUGAAUUCUCUUCAGUAGAGAUUUCAGCGUCAACAAAGAUCUCUCGGGAAACUCAAAGCUCUCGAGAUGGCAACAAUGCCUUUACUCAGGGGACUCUUUUCGCAUUUUUUUUUUAAUCAUUUAGCAAAGGAAAUGAAAUAUUAAAAUGAGAGGAAGAUCAGCGUUGACUUGAUUUUUUUAAUGCGUGACUAUACGAUCAGAUGGAUAUUUCUGAUGGACAUUGUGCAAAUAGCGAGAAACUCACUAUGUUCGAUAAGACAAUAUCUUUCAUUGCUACUUUGACUGGGAACGGCGUGACGUACGGAACAAACUUUCCGGAUUUCCGAUCUUUUCGCUGACUUAUCGCGACAAACAUCCUGAAAAAUUUCUCUCAAAGUCGCGAUCAGAAAAAAAGCGUUUCCGCGCCGAUAUAACGUAUCCGAGUUUAUUUUUUUAGAUUACGUAAUAGAGAAUAAGUUAAUCCGUAGUGCAUGAUUAUUUAAAUGUCUUCAAGACUUAGAUACUCUAGUAUCUAAAGUAUUUAUUGAUAGAACAUGAAGGCGUUCUCCAGAGUUAAAAUAAUUCUUGAUAGUAAUACAAAAAAAAAGAUGCUGAGCUCUUCAUUACGACGAGAGCCAAUCCAUCAAUUUCCUAAUUAUUCAACGAAUCCAAACAGGCCACGCGCAUUUAUAGUAAGAAUUUUUAAUAAAUUACCACAGAUAUUUUUUACAA
Messenger RNA from Acromyrmex echinatior (Panamanian leafcutter ant), 3617 nucleotides. RefSeq names its product zinc transporter ZIP1. NCBI's taxonomy places the organism in Eukaryota, Metazoa, Arthropoda, Insecta, Hymenoptera, Formicidae. Gene Ontology annotation, biological process: zinc ion transmembrane transport. Gene Ontology annotation, molecular function: zinc ion transmembrane transporter activity. The record is from RefSeq and is a predicted model, not a curated record. Gene Ontology annotation, cellular component: plasma membrane.